CUGAGCGGCGUUCUCCGGACACGUGUGUCGCGUUCGGGGAAUUUGCCGCCGUGAAACUGCUCGGAAACGAUGAGUGAGCUUUUCCUGAAACGCAGAUUUCGUUCUUUAACAGCUAUUCCUGGUGCGUGCGUAUUCAGAGAGCUUAGGGCCAAUUUAUGAUAGUCAUAAAACCGGCUAGCAGAAUUGAUGGACCAGCGUGAGCAGCUCCAGGAGCUGAGCCCCAGUUCCUUUCCUGCUGGAGUUUCCCUGGCUGUGUUCCGUGAUGAGUUUCCGCCAUGCUCGGUUUCGUGGGCGAGUUUGAGUGACGCGUGUGUAAAGGACAGCACGGAACUAAAUACGUGCGAGAGCUGAGCUCCCACCGACAGCCUGCGUGGAUUCCCUGUUUGUCAAGGAGGGGCACGGGUUGGUUAUCUCCCCCCACGCAGUGGCCAAGUGAUGUUUUCAAUGCUGCUGCUCAGGAAGCUGGCUGGAAAAGAAUCUCAGCACAGCUCACUGUUCUGAGCCCAGAGAGUGAAAAUGAUGGCAAGAUUCCCCGUGCUGCAUACCCUGUGGAUCCUUCUCUUUUCAUAUGCAACAAUGGAAGAACACAUACAGGAAUUUGCAUGCUUUACUGACUAUGCCGAAAAGCUGAUUUGUCACUGGAAGGUGCCUGCACAGCUGAACUGCUCCCAAGAGUUCCUGCUCUACUACAGGAAGGAAUUUUUUCCUCCCGAAAAUGUGUGUGUCCCUGAGAACGCAGAAGAGAGUUUUAUGUGCACUUGCACAAUAUAUCCUGAUUAUUUUGUAUCUGGUCUCACCUAUAUCCUAGCUCUGCAGUUCAAUGGCACCAAUAUGUGGAAUUCCAGUGUUACACCAGCCCAAGUUGUUAAGCCCAGGCCUCCCAAAAAUCUUGCUGUUGAGAAAGCUGAAAAUGGUAAUUUCAAUUUGAGCUGGGAGGAGAGCUAUGCUGCUUCAUCCAUGCUUUUUGGACAGCCAGUCAUCUAUGAAGUAAAAUACUGGAGCAAGCAGCGCCCAGGAGAGGUUACUGUGACAUCAAUUAACUACCAGGCCAAAAGCUUUGAAAUUACUGCAAGCUCCUUGCAGAGAGGCUAUGAUUACAUUGCAAGUAUACGGUGUAACUAUACAGACUACCCAGUCUACUGGAGUGACUGGAGUGAUGGAGUUGAGUUUCACUGUGAUUAUCAAGUGACAUCUGAAGACAUUCUGCACAUGGCUGUUCCUAUAUCUUGCAUCCUGAUCAUGGGAGUAGCUGUAACUUGCUAUUUCUGUUUUACCAAAAUGAAGAAAGAAUGGUGGGAUCAAAUCCCAAACCCUGCGAAGAGCCAUUUGGUUGUAAAAAAUGUCAAGUUUUCAGUCUUGAACUAUAUUGAUGAAAUGAAGUUCCCUUUCUAUGAUUCAAAGCCAAGUCAUGUGGAAAAGCAAAUAAGUUGCAAAAACUGUCAGGCUCAAAGUUUGUCAAGCCAGAACUUCAAGGAAAAAGAUAACAUCAGAAACAUUGAGAAAUCUUGCAGUUGCUGCAAGCCUGGAGUGUGGUUUCCAAAAGGCAUUAAUGCAGUUUUAACCCCUGAGACUGUUCUUGUUGAAGAGUCUGUGGAAAUCUGUGAACGUUUAACAGACAUUGAGGCUGAGAACCAGGAAAAGACCAGCGACCAGAUCACCGUAUUUGAGCCUUGUGAGAGCAGUGUCAGCAUGCUGAGGGAGCACGCUGAACACAAUGAUGCACUAGCUAACAUGUUCAUGGAGCUCUUGGCAGAUGAAAAAAGCAUGCAAGAUGAUAAAGAUCCAGACAUCAUUACAAGUGAAAUCUUUCAGAAACUUGAGUCAGAAAAUCUUUCUCAAAAAAAUCUAGUAGAAAGUGCUGUCCGGAGUCAGCAGUCAGCUGGUUCUCAUAGAGACUCUCCUUUUACUGGAGCCUCUCAGGAUGAGUAUAAUUGCAGUACAACCAGCAGGAAGUCUGCACAAUCAGAAGAAUCCUUUGAAUCUGGCUAUCGGAGCUCCAGCACAAAUUCUGCUUCUCUGGAUGCAAGAGAGAGUCCCUGUAAGCUUCAACAAAGCCUUUUGACGUGCAGAUCUGAAAGUCAGCGUGACUCAUCUGUGCUUAUUUGGGAAUCUCUAAAUAAACCAGCCUUUGACAGAAUAAGCAGCUCAGCAUACAAGGGCUUUGACACCCUCAUAUCUCCUUCUAUGGAGCCCUGUGGCUCUGCAUACAAGAGCUUUCAUGCUGUAAUGUCUCCAUCUGUGGAGCCCUGUGGCUCUGCAUACAAAAGCUUUCAUGCUGUAAUGUCUCCAUGUGUGGAGUCCUGUGGCUCUGCAUACAAGAGCUUGGACACCCUUGCGUCUCCAUCUGUGGAGCCCUGUAGCUCUGCGUACAAGAGCUUUGAUGCCUUAAUGUCUCAGUCUUUAGCUAGCAGUAGUUUGAAUAUGCACUUUGAAAAUAUGUGCUUGUUGCCAUCUUUAACCCAAUCUUCAGAGGCACAUGUGAAUGAUGGAGUUCCAGCUUUCCUACCAGAGGAAGAAAUUCAUGAGCAGGCAGUGUAUCAAAAUCUUCAAAAGGAAGGCAGCGUGCUUUCUUGCCCUGCUGGACCUCAGCCAUCUGGUUAUAAGUCUUUUGAUGCUGCAGUUAAAUGUAGUGGUGCACACUUUGACAGUAGCAGUGAGUUUAUCUCAAAGUCACUGUACGAACCCUUAGUUCAUCUUUUGUACAACAGCCUGGAAGAAACACCUCCAGAUAGCAUAACCCAUGAGCCUGAUGGCCGUGAGUGUUUGACUGUACAGGACUUUGAUUCUGGCAUUGCCCCGGAUGCAGGCUCUAGUGAGAAAGUUGCAUGCAGUAGUGAUGACAGCCUUUCGAUUGUCAGCUCUCAUGAGCUGUUGAGUGAUAACAAAGAUGAAAACACCAGCAGAGACAAACAGCUGUUGCAUUUCUUGGAGCUGAACUGUCAAGACUGUAAUGGAGGGAGAGCUAUAAGGGGAACAAAACAUAAUGACUUGAACUGUUGUGGUGAAGGAGUGCCAGGGGGCAGCAGUGACAGAAUAAGUACUGACUUCCAGUGUGCCCCACGCAACCAUUUGAGGAUGUUUGGAAACUCAGAGGAAAAUAAAAAGGUGUCAAACAGAAGGUGUAGUUGCUCAGCAGCAAAUUUACCUGAUGAAUUGCUGGAUGGCAUGGGGCUAACUCUAAAAACUGCAGAAGAGCCUCUGGAGCUCUUGGUCUCAGACAAGUCAGCUGCUGUUUGUGCAGAUAACCCUCAUCUUUCUGAUUCUCGCACCACUCACAAUGAGAGUUCUGGACUGGCACCUGCAGUUAGAAAAAGAUCAUCAGAACUAUUAAUGGAAAACAACAGGAAGAAUGAGAAAAAAGUUGAAUUUCUACAAGCUCUUGCCCAGGAGGACAGCUGUUACAUGAAGGUUGCCUAGCCGUGUUUACCAGGACAGCCAAACCAACCUUUGGAAAAAAAAACUGUAAGGCAAACUGAUAAAGUGCUUUGUUAUUCCAAUCUUGCCUACAGUGAUGGUUACUACAAUUCAGACAUGGAUUUGCUGGGUUGUAAUGCUCAUGCUUGCUGCUGGACUGGCAGCUGGUAUAUGAGGCAGACCCCUGGGUACAGAAGGGGCUAGCAGCUAACACACAGAGCUACUGCACUCUCAAGGAGGCAAAGCCAGUGUUAAGGCUUCUCUGGUGGUGGUUGUUCUCUGCAAGUGAGCAGGAGAUGCAUCAAGUUGGCAUUCUUAUUCAGCACGUCUCCUGUGCUUGUUGCUGUGGUUCUGUAUGUUGCUUGGGAAGCAAGCGAGGUGAUUGAACAGUGCUGAUGCACCUGGAGGUGAGAUAGAAUCAUAGAAUGGUUUGGGUUGGAAGGGACCUUGAAGAGGAAGUGGCUGAUUUGCACAGAUUGCGUUGCACGUUCAAAUACUUAUUUGCUGGGAUGUCCUGUGUCCAUGGCACCAGAAUGUGGUAUGUUUCUGUAUUUGCUCAAUUGAGAUAUGAAAUAAAUAUUACCAUCAUUUGGUCUAAAGAAAUUAUUUUAUUGAUGCUCAGUUUAUUAUUUUGGAAGUAAACAGAUAUUUUAUAUUUACACUGUUGUAAAUAAAAUCGCAUGUUUCUAAAUUA
This is a messenger RNA of Centrocercus urophasianus (Greater sage-grouse), 4108 nucleotides long. It is a transcript of the gene IL4R, whose product is annotated as interleukin 4 receptor. Gene Ontology annotation, cellular component: membrane; external side of plasma membrane. Lineage: Eukaryota; Metazoa; Chordata; Aves; Galliformes; Phasianidae. Gene Ontology annotation, molecular function: protein binding; cytokine receptor activity. The transcript has 10 exons. Gene Ontology annotation, biological process: production of molecular mediator involved in inflammatory response; cytokine-mediated signaling pathway. The coding region runs from base 517 to 3417 and encodes 966 amino acids. The record is from RefSeq and is a predicted model, not a curated record.